UUUUAACACUUUAUUUACACCGCUAUCAGAUAAAGUAGGAAUUCAUUUUUGUUACCCUAAAAUGUCGUCGCCGAAAAAAGACGACAAAUUGUCGCCAUCAGAGGAAUCUAAAAAUGAAAGUAGUGAUGCUGUAAAAGAGAGACUGCAGGGGCAGGAAGACAAUAAUGAGGACAAUUCAGAAACAGUGCGGACCACUUCUUUCUCUGUGGCCGACAUACUGGACCCUCGGAAAUUUACGGGAUGUUCGGUGACGGAAAAAUCUCGAGUGUGGACUCCAUGGAAAGACCGGAAGCGGCGGCUGACGGACAGUGGCGAAAGUACCUCAGAUGACGACAGAACGGAAGGGCCAGGUAGCACGGAGACAGCCACUGAUUUGUCUUGCAAAAGUAGAGUGGGGUCUGAAGCAGAAGAUGAUCUACGUCAUGAUGACGAAAUGGAUGACGAAGAGGAUUUGUUAAGUGACAAUGAAGACUGUUUGGACAAAAAAUGUAAAAACUUUGAUUCUUCAAAAGCGGGAAAACCUCGACGAGCGAGGACAGCGUUCACAUAUGAACAGUUAGUCGCUUUAGAGAACAAAUUCAAAACGACCAGAUACCUCUCUGUUUGUGAAAGACUCAACUUGGCCCUUUCAUUGAACCUAACUGAAACCCAAGUAAAAAUCUGGUUUCAAAAUCGUCGCACGAAAUGGAAGAAGCAGAACCCAGGAAUGGAUGUAAACAGCCCCACAGUGCCAGUUUCUUCAAGUGUGUCCACAUUUUCUUCCCCCUACUCGUCUCUUUAUGGACAGGGGCUCCAUCCCUAUCUACCUAGUCAUAACUUGAUGGGGGCGCUAGGGCUACUUCGGGCCCACCCUGCCUAUGCCGGUCAGAAUCAUCCAAUGUACUACCCCUACCUAGGACAGAGUACGUAAUAAAUAUAUCAGUCUGAAAAAUUGUGAAAAUGUGUUUUUGUGGAAUAAAUGAUUCCUCUUUGAAAUGGCUCGGAUUCGUUUUUGCGGUUUUGAAACGUAUUUGAACAAGAGAAAGGAACCAUGAAAAUAUUCACAGCAUUAGUGACUUUGGUGACGCGCUGUGAGUGAUACUAAAGUACCCCUAGGGAUCGAUUUUUGAUCUCGUGCAAAAGAACGGUAAACUAAUAUUUAAUAUUUAUUCACCAGACUCAUUAUAUAAUGACGAGUUGUCACGGAGAAAAUUUAUUAAUUGUACUGAUUUCAAAGUAGAAAUUUAUAUUUCCCUGUAUAUGUGCUAGUGAUAAUUUUAUUGUAAAUAAAGAGAAUGA
Molecule: messenger RNA, 1278 nt
Organism: Saccostrea echinata
Lineage: Eukaryota; Metazoa; Mollusca; Bivalvia; Ostreida; Ostreidae
Product: homeobox protein slou-like
Exons: 2
Coding region: 62-910 (282 amino acids)
Biological process (GO): cell differentiation; regulation of transcription by RNA polymerase II
Cellular component (GO): nucleus
Molecular function (GO): DNA-binding transcription factor activity, RNA polymerase II-specific; RNA polymerase II cis-regulatory region sequence-specific DNA binding
Source: RefSeq, a predicted model, not a curated record